AUUUCUAUUCUGUUGACGACACUGCUAGGGAUUGGUUAAACACUGAACAGCACCAAGUGGACAUUGGUGGACAUUUAUCGUAAAUAUCACAGCAAAAGCCGUAUUGAAAAAUUGGCUUUACGAGCGGUUUCUAAUCAAUUUGUAAUUUGUUUCUUGAAUCAAUAUGUCUAGAGAGUUGUCGCGAUCAAUUGUAUGAUAUUUUCCAGAAAAUAUGAUACAGCUUCAACAUUUUCUGUAGACGCUGCGUUCAGAAACGAUUAACAGGUUUUAUAAAGUAUAAACAAGAUGUCACGUUAUCAUUCCGAUGGUAAAGUCUAUGUGGGAGAUUUAGGAAGUAAUGCUAGUAAGCAAGAGUUGGAAGAUGCAUUUUCCUAUUAUGGAUCUUUGCGAAAUGUCUGGGUUGCCAGACAUCCUCCUGGAUUUGCUUUUGUGGAAUUUGAAGAUCCUAGAGAUGCUGAGGAUGCAGUAAGAGGGCUGGAUGGUCGUACUAUAUGUGGAAGACGUGCUCGAGUGGAACUAUCAAAUGGAAAGAGAUUAAGAGACAGGGGUUCCAUGAGAAGAGGUGCUGUGAGAUCUUACCAUCCAGAAGACAGAUGUUACGAAUGUGGUGAAAGAGGCCACUAUGCUAGAGACUGUCCGCGUCAUAGGAAUUCUCGUAGAAAGAGGUCCCGCUCGCGAUCAAGAUCGAAAUCGCGAUCUCGUUCACGUUCCCGUUCGAGAUCCCGCAGUAAUCGCUCGCGCUCACGCUCAUCGUCGCGCAGCCGUUCACGCAGCAGGAGCGGCCACGCGAGGGAUAAGUAUCGCAACAAACGGAAGUCCGGUUCCAUAGAUCGCAGUCGAAGCAAGUCGAAAUCUCGGUCGGGCUCCAGAUCACGCAGCAGAUAAACGGUGAAUAUGGUCGAUUGAUGGUCAGUGGAUCUCAUCGACAAUUAGAAAGCUGCGACUAACAGUCCGAUCGAUUGAAGACAGAUCAGUUGGCGCAUAUAAAAGCCACCUGUUUUCUUUUUUUUUUUUUUUGUUAUGCGCGGACGCAUAUAAUACGCCUUACAAUAUAAUAAUGGAUUGUGAUUUCAUGCCGCAAUAAGGGAGCAUGCACAUCACGUAAUAUUUAUUUUCGACUAUGUCGUUUUUUUUCAUUCUCUAAAGCGUUCCGCCGCGAGAUCUGUCAUUGCUUUUUUCAAGAAGCUAAUGUAAUUCGAUGUUCAAUAAAAUAUAGCUUUUCGAACAUGUGUUCGAGAUUGUAUCGUA
Molecule: messenger RNA, 1248 nt
Organism: Harpegnathos saltator (Jerdon's jumping ant)
Lineage: Eukaryota; Metazoa; Arthropoda; Insecta; Hymenoptera; Formicidae
Product: serine/arginine-rich splicing factor 7
Exons: 4
Coding region: 286-885 (199 amino acids)
Molecular function (GO): RNA binding; zinc ion binding
Source: RefSeq, a predicted model, not a curated record